Cylicocyclus nassatus is the source of this 3889-nucleotide messenger RNA. The record is from the annotation of a GenBank genome assembly. NCBI's taxonomy places the organism in Eukaryota, Metazoa, Nematoda, Chromadorea, Rhabditida, Strongylidae.
GUUCUCAAUCGUCUCGUACUUCUGCCGCACUUCAUUUGCAUAAUUCAGCUAAUAACGUUUAGCGUAAUAUGGCAGACGAUGAUGACUUAGUAGACUGCGACUUGUUUAUCGCAUCACCAACGUCAGAUCCGGAAGCUCAUCACCUCACUGAUUCUCCUUGUUCAUCCAAAGAGGGCAAGAAGUCUUCACGGGACGGUGCAGAAGUUCGGUCUGUUAUCACCCCGGAAGAAAAAGUCAAUGCAGCAGAGCAUGAACUCGAUGAGGAAGUUGAAGUGAUCGUCGACGACGAUUCUACCCUUAUUGAGGCAUCUGAAUUGCUUGGAAACACUGAAAUUCGCGGAACGCUUGCUUCUACUUCAGCAUCCACUGUUGAUGACGAUGAUGGAGGCGAAGAUGUUACACCGGUUGUCGACGAUUCCGCUCCUAUUGAGGCGUCCGAACUGAUGGGAGACGGUGAGAAUCCGCCGACGCUCCGCGAUGCUUUAGCAGCCACUAUUGAUGAUGAUGGAGGAGGCGAAGCAGUCCGCAAUGCGUUGGCACUUUUCAGCGAAAACACCAUAAGAAGAGGCACCCUUUCGUUGCCGCUGCAAAAACUGUUUUUGCGAUUGCGAGAUCUCGGAUGCGUCAUUGAUGUCAUUCAAGCAAAACUCUCAAAAAGGAAGAUCAGGUGCUUCGUGGACGGCUGUUCCUACAAUAGACUGCAACCGGAGAACAUCGGAUUUCGUUGCACUUUGCCAUCCAACGUAGAGACUGCUCUGCAAUGGAUCUGCAUAUGUGUGUCAGACAUCGGUCAGCAGAACACUCUCAUAAUCAAAUUCAUCAAUAGUUUGCACGAAGAAGAUGAGGAGGGCGGGCAGAUACUGAACAAAAAAAUAGCUCCAUCAAAAAAGCUAUACUUCUUUCCUUUUCGGAUCUGUAGUCACCAUUUCGACCCAAGAUGUGCUGAUCUGCCGACUGCUCUUGUGCCGAGCCUUAAUCUUCCAGAGAAGCCUUUCUUUUCUCGUGAUGAGCUUUUGCUUCGUCUUCGACGGCGUUAUGUCUUCCUUUCCGAAAUGGGCUAUGAAGAUGUCGACAUAGACAAACUUGAGCCAACUGGUGUCCUGGUGAAUCCGUUGAGUAGUCCACUGUCUUGCUGUGUGCCAGGAUGCAACUAUAAGUCGUGUGAUAUCUCAUUGUUUUCCAGCAGAUACGUCAAGAUGUUUUCCAUACCAUCGAGUGGUGUCGAUUAUAAGAGAUGGUGCAAGGCUGUUCAAGAUGGAUUAGGUGUACCGGGUGCUUUCGAGUUUCAUCUUCCUGCCAAGGCACAUAUCUGCGAGAUGCAUUUUGCGGAAGGGAAACGCUAUACCAGAGGCCUCAUGCAAGAUCCAAGCGUGUUCCGCAAGUUAGCACCCCAUGGUGUUAGUGGAGUCCUUUCACGACUAGGACCGUUUCGUACUACCACGUGCGCUGUCGCUCAAUGCUCCAAUGCAAAAACUGAAACCCUUUGCAUUUCUUUCCCGAAACCGGAUGACAGCCUUCACACCAGAUGGAUCGAGUCUCUGCAAAGAUAUGAUGAAUCGUUCGCAUAUGAUGGUAGCAAAAACGUCUGUUUAAAACAUUUCUCGCUAACCGAGGAGAGUGGUAUUGUUCCCGUCUUAUACCUGGAUGGUGAUUCUGAGUUGCAAUCUGCCGGAUCACGUGCGUCGCUGAAGAGGAAGAAUGAAGUUGGCGGGCUGGAGAACUUUGAAGAACCAGCGAAACGAAGCAAAGUCGAUAGUCAUGAAAAUACCGACAGGUCGCACAGUAAUGAUGCUGGCGAAACCGAGUCAGAGAAAAGCUGUUGCGCAGAAACUCUCCGCAUAAGCGAGACUGUAGAACAAAUCGAGAGGAUGACUCAUGUUGUUGAGAGCGUGAUCGAACAGCUGCAGAUCACUUGCAAGAACUAUUACAAGGAGAAAGGUGAACUUGACCAGCAUCUCAAAUUUCAACUCUUCGACAUUCUAUCAGAGCUGAAGUCGCAGAAAGGAAUAGUCCAUUCGCUCCGUCUAAGGCUUGAAGACACAGAGCAAGUUUUUAUGGCAUGUUUCGUUACCGUUGGAACCACGCGGUUUGAUGAACUUGUGAACGAGGUGCUGAGAGAUGCUUGCAUAUCUGCACUGAGGUCUGCUGGUGUGAAUAAAAUCAAAAUUCAAAUGGGAGCUGGAGAAUGGGAUGCUGACAUCAGGGAACGUGUUUUUGAAAAUGUUAUCAAGGACGAAGGAGUUAUUGAGUAUGGUGGAUUGCCCAUAGAAUAUUAUCGAUUCAAACCGGAUAUAAAAAAGGACAUGGAGAAUUCUAUGUUAGUUAUCGGACAUGCUGGCGCUGGAACAUGUUUGGAAUGUCUAAAGUUGAAGCGUCCUUUCAUCGUUGUUGUCAAUGAAGGCCUAAUGGACAACCAUCAACUGGAGCUUGCAAAGGAAUUAGCUCGUGGCGAACAUUUGUUGUAUUGCACUGUCCCGCAGUUAUCAACAUCGAGUCAUGUUCCCCGUCCGCACCCUGCUAGAAACGCUGAAUGCGAGACUGAUGGGCCUCAUAUAGUACGCAGUCAUUUGAUCGGGGGUCUCGGCACGCGAAGUCUUCACGGCGCAGGUAUGACUUCUGUUGAGUGUCCUAUUCAUCCAAACGUUCAUUUGGUUGAAGACCACCGAGCCGGUGACGUUAUCUGUCCUGAAUGCGGCCUCGUUGUUGGUGACAGGCUUGUUGAUGUUGGUACCGAAUGGCGUUCGUUCUCUAAUGAACGUAGUGGUACAGAUCCCUCUCGUGUAGGAGCCCCGGAAAAUCCGCUGCUCAGCGGAGGUGAUCUCUCGACUAGCAUUGCUGUAGGAUUUGGCGCAAGCGACAGUGAUACCAGUCUUGCUAAUGCACAGCGAAAGAGUAUGAAUAAUACUGACCGUCAGAUGACUCAGGCUAUGAGCGUGAUCAGAGAAAUGAGCGAAAGGAUCCAUCUUGCAAAAAGCAUACAGGAUUUGGCUUCUAAGACCUUCAAGGAUGUGUUGGAUAGUAAAGCGCUGAAGGGAAAGAACAAUGAGGCGCAAGCAGCAGCUUGCCUGUACAUUGCUUGCCGAAAGGAAGGAGUGCCUAGGACAUUCAAAGAAAUUUGUGCUGUUUCCCGUGUAUCGAAAAAGGAAAUUGGACGUUGUUUCAAACUCAUCAUCAAAAGUCUUGAAACUAACCUUGAGCAGAUCACUUCGGCGGAUUUCAUGUCCAGAUUCUGUGGAAACUUGUCGCUACCAAACUCGAUACAGGCCGCUGCCACACGUAUCGCAAAAAGAGCUGUGGAGAUGGAUCUUGUGGCUGGAAGGUCGCCGAUUUCGAUCGCUGCAGCAGCUAUUUACAUGGCAUCACAAGCUUCCAGUGAAAAGCGUUCGGCGAAAGACAUUGGGGAGAUUGCUGGUGCCGCUGAAGUCACAGUAAAGCAAACUUACAAACUUCUCUACCCAAAAGCCGCCGAGCUUUUUCCGGAGGAUUUCAAAUUUGUUACUCCAAUUGAUCAGCUUCCUACUUCAUGAGCUACAUAUAGUUUGCUUUUUUUCAUGCUUGUCUGUUCUAGCAUCUUUACUUCUAUGUUGCAUCCCAGUUGGAAACAUGUAUUGGUUUACACUGGCAAACUUUAUCUAAGCCAACACACUUUUCGAAGCAUGUUUUACUCAUAGUUCGCUUAGGACUGUACAUUUUAUGUUUUUGUUUUUUUUUCAAAGCUCAUGAAAGAAAAAUGUCGCUGUUUUCUCAUCUCAUGCGGUGGUAUUUUUUUUUACUAAUGGUACUUAUGUUUUCAAUAAUGAUUGCGUAGUUUUUUCAUCUUAGCCAAGUCAUAAAACAGCUUUCAUAGUCCAAUUCUCAGUGGUUUAUAUUCCAGCAUCAUAUAUGUUUG